GUGUUUUCGUUACCAGGUUUCGGCAAACUACCAUUCCUUUUUGUAAUGCCAAAAGGUGUAUAAUUUUUGGGCACUUUUCUUUUCACUUUGCUGUUCUCAACCUGAAUUGCGCAUACCCAGUCUUCUUGGAUCUGCUAUUGGGUUAUCAUAAUUUUCUCACUCGUAAAUGGCUGAAUCACUAACAAACCCCAAUGGCGGAACUAAAUUGUCUGGUGUCACCCAUCAUACAAUCUCCCACGAGCAUUGUGUAAUGCUUGCCACUCCAGUUGUUACCUGAUAUACUUGCCUUCCAGAUGUUUGAUUAAGUUCCUGCCUGAAUUGAUUUUGUUAUAAUCAAACAUUAGUUUAUGAUGUCCUGUGAAUUUGUCGAGACUCACUUUAGCAGUUCAUUCAUAUAUACUUGUUGCUGUAAACCUUUUUAACUGGUUUCUCCAGAAAAGAAAAAUUAUUGUUCAUAUUGGCUCUUCCUGCCCUCUUUCACAGUUAAGGUUCGACCACUGGGAAUUACUUCCUUCCGAGUCAGAGCAGCAAAUUUUCAGAAAAGACCAAUUUCUGCCAGUCCAAUUCCUUGUCCUUUACCUACUCGUCGCAAGAUUUGUAUAGCAUUUAUAUUCAUGUUUAAGGGGACAGAAGUGGAAUUUUCUCUUCUUAAGCAUCAAGUUUCAUGCAAACUCAACGAUGCGGGAAAUGAUUCAUGUUCCUCAAAGGAGCAUGGAAAGAGUCAACCUUUGGUUAAGAUGUGUGGCAUUACAUCAGCUAAAGAUGCUGCAAUGGCAGCUGAAGCUGGUGCAAAUUUAAUUGGAAUGAUCAUCUGGCCUAACUCAAAACGUUCUGUUUCACUUUCGGUUGCAAAGGAGAUAUCGAAGGUUGCAAGAGAUCAUGGGGCAGAGCCUGUGGGUGUAUUUGUGGAUGAUGAUUCAGAAACAAUUCUAAGAGCUUCUGAUGCGUCAAACCUUGAAUUUGUACAGCUUCAUGGACACGGUUCUCGGUUAGCUUUCCCAUCUUUAAUUCAGGAAAAUCGUGUAAUAUAUGUUCUCCAUGCAAAGGACGAUGGGAGUCUUUUGAACACUAUUUCUGAGGAAGAGUGUUCUCUAGUUGAUUGGGUCCUUGUUGAUAGUGCACAAGGUGGCAGUGGAAAAGCAUUCGAGUGGGCCCGGUUAAAACUACCAAAAAUUAAAAGCAAGUACGGGUGGCUCUUGGCCGGUGGGAUCAAUCCUGAAAAUGUUUCAGAGGCUCUAUCUACUCUCAAGCCUGAAGGGGUGGAUGUCAGCAGUGGCAUUUGUGCAUCAGAUGGCAUCCGUAAAGAUCAAUUAAGAAUAGUUUCUUUCAUGAAUGCAGUAAAUUCUUUUGAGUGUUGAUUUUCCAACCUAUUAUGAGUCUCUAGAAAAGAAGUAUUGUUAUUUGGAAAUAUCCUUCUGAUGUCUCGUUGCAAAUUUGUUUUCAAAUCCAAUUGUAUCCCUGAAGUUUUUAGUUGGGUUAGCACGACAAUAUUGUAAUGCGGGGUGAGAUAUAUGUACAAUCUUUAUUUAAUUA
Molecule: messenger RNA, 1533 nt
Organism: Vigna angularis (adzuki bean)
Lineage: Eukaryota; Viridiplantae; Streptophyta; Magnoliopsida; Fabales; Fabaceae
Product: N-(5'-phosphoribosyl)anthranilate isomerase 1, chloroplastic
Exons: 5
Coding region: 615-1358 (247 amino acids)
Biological process (GO): L-tryptophan biosynthetic process
Molecular function (GO): phosphoribosylanthranilate isomerase activity
Source: RefSeq, a predicted model, not a curated record